GUGUUUACCGGGUAGUUUGCUUCGUGACGUUCUUUGGUGUGUGUUUACGAGACGAAGUGAUACGGCUCGUAGAAUGGGUGUCACCGUGUUGCAGCAGUUUCCGAUGAUCGAGAAUCGCACCGGGCCGCAGACGAUCGAGUUCCUCACGAAGAGAGUCGUCGCCUUGGGAGCAGUGCAGACAGGACAAUUUCUGGUGGAUUGCGAGACAUACAUGUCGGCGCCGCUGCUUGGUCCUCAAAGAACCGUACAUGUGCUGCACAAUUCGGAGCAACCAGCCUCGGUGUUCGCCAUCCUCGAGUCGGGCAGCAAAGUGGUGCCAUUGAUAGCAGACGGUCUUUUCGAUUUAUUGAUGUUAAAAAUGACGAACAUUUACACGAGUAAAAAGCAAACGAGAAUCGAGUCGAAGGGACCGCGGUUCGAGAUCGGUGACUUCUGCGUGAAAUUGGGUAGCGUGACGAUAGGCCAGAAUUUCAAAGGCGUCCUUGUGGAGGUCGAGUAUAGACCAUGUCUCGUGCCGGCGAAUUCCUGGGAUCUCAUGCGUGAAUUUCUACAAGGAUUCCUUGGCUCGGCCGUAUCGAAUCAGGCACCCCAAUAUCUCCAGAACCGGAUGAACGAAAUAUAUCAGCCGAUGGACACAAUACACCAAUAUCUGGAACACUUCGGUCAGUACAGGAAAGCCACGGGAGUGAUUUAAGGAGAACCAUCGCGAUGACGUCAAACUGUAUUAUUUAUUUUAUUACGACUUUAAUGGCACGAUUCGAUUUUGUUCCUAUAAAACCACCAAUGUUUAAUAUUUUUUAUUAUAAUCGAUCUGUAACAAAAUUGCCACUUUCUAUUUAUUAUUUGUUUUUCGUAUACAUACUUCAAUAUCGAAGAGAUUCAUAUACGAUAAAUCUUAUCCAAAAAUGUUUGAAUCUGUAAUAUCAGAAUAAUAUGUCGUCAUAGUUUCAAAGGUUCUUAACAUUUUUCCGCAAUUCUUAUUAGAUUUGUAGUUUUUAUGUAUAUUGUCACAACCCAGACAGCAUGAUGAUCUCAUAUAAUACUCCUAAAGAGUUCCAAAAAUUUUUCUGAGUUGAUAAAUUUAGAUCAGAAGGUGAUUAGAACGUGCUCAUAAUGUAUUCGGAUGCGUCGACUUCUGAGCUCAUUUUGAUUUCAUCAUAAAGAGUUUUUUAUGCAUAUAACCUAGUAAUCGAGAAAUUAUUGAAAGUUCAGAAAUAGGAUU
Molecule: messenger RNA, 1222 nt
Organism: Linepithema humile (Argentine ant)
Lineage: Eukaryota; Metazoa; Arthropoda; Insecta; Hymenoptera; Formicidae
Gene: MED20
Product: Mediator complex subunit 20
Biological process (GO): regulation of transcription by RNA polymerase II
Cellular component (GO): mediator complex
Molecular function (GO): transcription coactivator activity
Source: RefSeq, a predicted model, not a curated record